CAAGCUGGUUUCAUUGUGAGGUCACCGCGAAACAAACUGACGGAUAGCCUAGUGCAGGUCUGUAUCAGGGUGCAUCGCGACAUGGAGCAGCGUUCAGACGCCGAUGUGGACUGGAAACAGAAAUAUAAACAGUCGGAGGAGACGCUGAAGUUGCUGACGUCGUACUGUCACAGAGUUGUGGACAAAUAUGAGGAAGUUCUGAAAAAACAAAAAGAAAACGAAGCCAAGUUCCAAGCUCUGGUCCAGCAGGUUAAGGACAAAGAUGUGCAGCUCGACAGUGUCAAGGAAUUAUGGCAGCCAGCCUACCAGGAGUACGAGGUCAUCAAGCAGAAGUACGAGCUGGAGCUGGAAUGCCGCUUUGAGGCCGAGCAUUAUGCCACAAAGGUGACAAAGCAGAAUCGCAAUCUGAAGCGGAUGAGCCAGGCGAUUCUGGACAGGGUCGAUAAGGACAUUGUAGAUGGGGAGCUGGAGGUCAGUGACCUUGACCUCAACAAGGACAGCCUCGCAGAGGAACACCUCAACAGCCUCAAUGACAAGAUUACAGAGCUCCAGGAAGAGCGGUGUCAGUUGUCGGCACAGUUCAAGCAGACAUGGGAAGACCUGCACACGGAGAGGGAGAGUCACAAGAACACACAAGAUAAGUACGAUAAUGUGAGGGUGGAACUGAAGCAGACGAAGGAAGCACUGGCCCAGCACAAAGAUGCAUUCAAACAACUCACACAAGCUUCUGAGCAGGCAUUUCAGGAAUAUGAGUCCCUGAGAAAAGAGUACGAGGCAGCCAUCUUGUGUCAGAACUCGGCUGAAACGUUUGCAACAGAGCUUUACGCCAACAACGCCGCCAUGAAGAGGGAAAGCAGCAUCCUGCUGUCGAAGGUGGCCAACAACCCACAGCUGAUGAAGGCUCUGCAUGAGGUGGAAGAACUCACCGAGGAGCUCGAGAAGCUGAGGGCGGAACAUAGGAAACAGGUGAAGGAUCUUGAGGAAAGGAUCUCUGAACUCAGCAACAAGGAUGAGAUGAUAGCCCUGGAGACUGACAACCAGUCCCUUCUGGAGGAGAGAGACUCCCUGAGUUCUAGAAUGCAUGAGGUCAAUCAGAAGUACACCCAGAUGGAGGGGCAGUAUGCAGACUUGCAGGCACACUACAAGACACUGGAGGAGAAGUACAAGGAUGCCACAAAGCCGCCACCUGCCCCUCCCCCACCCCCACCACCGCCAGUUGUCAAGAAAACAUUCUUCAGACGGAAGACCAAGUUAAAGGCAGAUGUUAAUAAGAAAUUGGCAGGGGGUGGAGUAUCCACAAACGAUGGCUACAGCAAGGCUCUCGACGAAAUGAUGAAGAGAAUCAAAGAUGGCCGAUCUCUCAACAAAGUCUUGAAACCUGUGAGAAAGGAUUCAGUGCCCGGACCCAACAGCGCCAUGCACCAGCUGCACGAUGUGUUGAACAAGAUGAAACGAACCCGCAGUGAGGGGGAUUUAACGGCAACGGUGCCAGGCAUAGAUGAGAACUCAGAGCUGGCAAAGGCCUUCAGGCGGGUCCGGAAAACAGACACGGAGAAUGACGAUGUAUUUGCCCCGGUACACCAGUCUAAAUCAUUGCCUACUGUGGAAGAAGAAAAAGGAGAAUCAAAGUUGUAGCAGAGAAGGAAGGGGCAACAGAAACCCCCACGAUGGUCACAGCUGAACACAACACCCAUGGAGGUCAAGGGUGAAGGUCAUAUGAGACCUCUUAACCCCUCCUUUGACUACCAUGGAGCUGAAAGAACAAAGUAUGCUUCUCUAUCUUCAGGAGCAGCACCAUGUGGGAAUUGUGGUACAGCCUGAUCCAGUAUGGAGAAACAUACACACCAGGCCUUGCAGAUUACUUACCGACUAUGUGAACUAUCAUAUCUCAUAUCUGAUGUUGAGGCUAUUCAUUUGUUAUGUAUUAGUUUACAGAUUUAACCAACUAGGACAAAAAGCCACAUCUAGAAAUAAUAACGAAAAUAGUCUUAUGGUUUUAAAUUCUAUUAUUAUUUUUAAAUUUAAUUGUUUUUUUAUUUACAGACACAAUCAGAAAUGAAAAUGAGUCCAUAUUUAUUUUUUUGUCAAAUGGCUCCAUCCAAAACAAUUAAAUUUCCUGCCAAAUUAUUAAAAAACUAUUGAGCUGAAUUUUUGUGUGUAAUUUUAGUUAUAUUUAGACUAACCCAAGCUAAAUCCAUAAAAUAUUUCAUAAAAAUGAGUUGCCUAAGGUACAGAGCUGUUUUGCUGAUCAAGGCCCUUAAUCACUGACUGGUAUUGACAUAGUACUGGGCCCACUUGCGAUCUUAGUGCUACGACUAUUGUACGCCUAUGUUAAAGUAUGGUAGUUACGAUCAUCUUAGCGCUAAGAUCCCUUUGUGCAAGUGGGCCCAAAGGUCUGUCUGGCCUGUUGCAAAGAUGUUUCAUACUCAACAGAAACAGAAUUUAAGACAAAAUUGUUAUGGAUGAGCAACUUCUUUAUUACAAUUGGGCGACGUUUCGGUGUAGAUUCUAACACCGUUAUCAAGCAAAUGAUCAGUUCAAAUGUUUAUCCCACAAAAGCGAGAGAAAGCGAUUGAUAACUGUUGUUCGUAAUACCUUGAGUUACCGUUUCUGAGGUUGCAUGAUUAGGAAACACAUUCCGACUGUCACUUUCAUGAUCUGGUAAGCAACACUUUGAUUGGUCGGAUGAAAGGUCGUUGACCUGAACUGUAAUGGGAUAUCCAUUUAGCUAUAGCGAGAACUAAAAUCUGAUUUUAAUGAGAUUGCAGUAUUGUUGGGACACAAGCUGAUGCAGAUGCAUGUUAUUGUUGAUGAUGUAAACUUUUGAUAGGCAUUUUUUGUACAAUAUUAGAGUUCUUACAAGUUUUGUUUUUGUAUUCUUCUAAUGAAAUAGUUCACAUAUAUUCUAAACAUUAUAUUUGUUUCUACAUAAAAAUGCCAAGCAUUAAUUCCCUACCAAGAGUUCUGUAUAUCCACAUUCAGGGAAGCAGCUGGGGGGAAUUAAAAUGUAAGCAAACAGGUUACAGUACAUUUUUUUUCUUAAAAACGUUGGACUCUUAUCAAACAGAGAAUCAUAGUGAUCAAACCCAGAUAUCUUCAAACACUAAUGCAACGAGCCAACACAACGCUAUAGAAUCAUAGUGAUCAAAUCCAGAUAUCCUCAAACACUAAUGCAACGAGCCAACACAAUACUAUAGAAUCAAAGUGAUCAAACCGUGAUAUCCUCAAACACUAAUGCAACGAGCCAACACAACACAAUAGAAUCAUAGUGAUCAAACCCAGAUAUCCUCAAACACUAAUGCAAUGAGCCAACACAAUGCUAUAGAAUCAUAGUGAUCAAAUCCAGAUAUCCUCAAACACUAAUGCAACAAGCCAACAUGACGCUAUAGAAUCAUAGUGAUCAAACCCAGAUAUCCUCAAACACUAAUGCAACGAGCCAACACAACGCUAUAGAAUCAUAGUGAUCAAAUCCAGAUAUCCUCAAAUACUAAUGCAACGAGCCAACAGAACACGAUAGAAUCAUAGUGAUCAAAGCCAGAUAUUCUCAAACACUAAUGCAACGAGCCAACACAACGCUAUAGAAUCAUAGUGAUCAAAUCCAGAUAUCCUCAAACACUAAUGCAACAAGCCAACACAACGCUAUAGAAUCAUAGUGAUCAAACCCAGAUAUCUUCAAACACUAAUGCAACGAGCCAACACAACGCUAUGAUAGAAUCAUAGUGAUCAAACCCAGAUAUCCUCAAACACUAAUGCAACGAGCCAACACAACGCUAUAGAAUCAUAGUGAUCAAAUCCAGAUAUCCUCAAACACAAAUGCAACAAGCCAACACAACGCUAUAGAAUCAUAGUGAUCAAAUCCAGAUAUCCUCAAACACUAAUGCAAUGAGCCAACACAACACUAUAGAAUCAUAGUGAUCAAACCCAGAUAUCCUCAAACACUAAUGCAAUGAGCCAACAAAACACUAUAGAAUCAUAGUGAUCAAACCCAGAUAUCCUCAAACACUAAUGCAACAAACCAACACAACGCUAUAGAAUCAUAGUGAUCAAAUCCAGAUAUCCUCAAACACUAAUGCAACGAGCCAACACAACGCUAUAGAAUCAUAGUGAUCAAACCCAGAUAUCCUCAAACACUAAUGCAACGAGCCAACACAACACCAUAGAACCGACUCAUCACAAUGGUAGCCGGUCAACCUGUAAAUUGACCAAAGAUCAUGUAACUAUGGCAAGCAAAAAAACAAUAGUACCUUUUUUAUUUUAUUUUUGUAUCGAUUUCAAAGUGUAAGCCCUUUGUGCUGAAUAGUAGCUAUGCCACUGACAUUCUGCCAUCGACAUUCUGCCACCGACAUUCUGUCAUCAACAUUCUGCCACCGACAUUCUGCCAUCAGCACUCUGCCACCGACAUUCUGCCAUCAACAUUCUGCCACUAACAUUCUGCCACCGACAUUCUGCCACCGACAUUCCUCCCAGAGUUAGCAAUACUGUUCCAAGAAGCUUGAAGCCUGACUCUCUUACUGCUGUAGAAACAUCUUCACAUAAAAUUCUGUCAAUCUCUACAGUUGUCAGUAUUACAUUAUAUUGGGGUUCUCUAUCCAGAGGAAUCUAUUCUACUCCACUUCUGAUAGGGAUAUUUUUAUCUCUCCAUGAUACACAAAACAGAUCCUCAUGUCAAGUGUAUAUAUAAAUAGAAUGUCUUAUUAUCCUUAUCACAGUGGAGUAGUCUAGUUAUUAUCAAUAAUAUGCACGAUAUACUCUUCUUCUUAAUAUCUAUUUUCUUCUCAAUCUACAGGGUAAAAAAGUUUUUUUAUUUUACAUCAAGUGAAAAAACCAUAAAACUCUGAUCUUGCACAUAUGUUAUUUUACGCACAGAGAUUUAAUAUUUUCAUGGUUUUUGUUCAUGGAAUAUGUGCGUUUUAACUAAUCGCAAUAGUUUUUAAUAUUGUACAUUAUGUAAAUAUGGUUUUAUACAUACUAUUAGUGUGUUUGACACAAACAUUAGCACUACUAACAUAGGAACUAUGUGUCUCUGUGUCGGGUGUCUCUUUAGCAUACCCACCAGGGUGCCGUUGUACAGGCCGACCAUAGCGCUACGACUGUCAUAAGUCUGUGUUAAGGUAUUGGAGUAACGAUCAUCUUAGCGCUAAGAUCGCUUUGUACAACAGCACCCAGGGCCCUAUUUCACAGAGUGAUCUUCUCACCAUGACUAUCGUAUGUCUUGAGAGUUACGACAGUCGUAGUGCUAACAUCCUUGUGAAACAGGUUCUCGGUGGGUAGUAGUAGCAGCACAGUUUACCAUCUCAAUCAAUGUUUAAUCAGGAUAGGUGGUCCCAUAGAAGGAUGUGUCGUGACGUUUCUAAUCAGCCAAUCAGCAUCGAGGCUUCCAAGGAGCAAAACUUUCAGACCAGCCUAUCCGAUUUCUGUUUCUCACAAAUGUAAUUAAAUCGGCCUGUUGCGAAUGUAAAAGAUAAAGGUUGCACCAUUAUAUUGUUGUGGUUAUUAAUACACCCUGUAAUUUAAGCAUCAUGGAGUACGGUUGAAGGAAUAUUUGUGUUCUUUGUGUAUUCUAUUUUUUUUAAUUAGAAAUUUUGAAUCGUGGUCAUAAAGAAAUUAAGCUGAAUUUGUUUCAAGAACUGAUAUCUAAUUGCCUCAAGAAUCCACUCAUCCUUUGUUUAGAUUGGGAGGUCAAAUUUCACUCAAAGUUCACCUGAUGCUAUACAGAUGUCAUCAGAACCUCUUACUAAGAGGGGUGACAUCAGAGUGAAAGGGCUGAUAUCAACAAGAUUGUGUCUGAAAGGCAUUACAGUUUACUGUUACUGUCAAUAUUCAAUCUGUGUCUCAUUUCUUUUAUGUAUUGUCAUUAGGAUAACUUCAUCAGUCUUACUCAGGAGUCCUAAAUGCAAUACAUGUAUGUUGAGCCAUCCAACAAAUGAGAAUUAUAGUUAUUCUUCUUGGGUUACAGAUCUGCUUAUAGAUAAAGAAAAUACAGAUGAACUCAGCUUUUGUAUAUUCUGCAGACUUAAACAAUUCUUAGAUUGUUAUGUCCCUGUGAAUCUUUCACAACUUUUGUGAACAGGUUACAAGACCAACAAGAAAGAAAAGGGGUGGUGUGUCUACAGGAACAUGUUGGCAUUAUGUCUCAUUCAGUGAAUGAAUUAUAACACUGAACUUGUUAACUAGUUCUUUUAUUUUUAGAUUUAUUUUUGC
Molecule: messenger RNA, 6201 nt
Organism: Haliotis rufescens (red abalone)
Lineage: Eukaryota; Metazoa; Mollusca; Gastropoda; Lepetellida; Haliotidae
Product: shootin-1-like
Exons: 18
Coding region: 82-1635 (517 amino acids)
Source: RefSeq, a predicted model, not a curated record